Messenger RNA from Helobdella robusta, 526 nucleotides. RefSeq lists its product as hypothetical. The transcript is spliced from 4 exons. Bases 53 to 526 code for a protein of 157 amino acids. The record is from RefSeq and is a predicted model, not a curated record. Lineage: Eukaryota; Metazoa; Annelida; Clitellata; Rhynchobdellida; Glossiphoniidae. Gene Ontology annotation, cellular component: lysosomal membrane.
GGUUAAUUUGUUAAUUAAAUUUAGUAAACUUUAAUUUUUAAAUAUUGAAAAAAUGCGUUGGAAAUUUGAUAGAGAUAAUUACGAGAUUUACAAAUGUUUCAUGUGUCUACACGUCCGUACUGGCACUCUGAUCCUAGGACUCUUACAUUCGGUUCUGUAUAUUGGGGUCAUUGCUUUCCUCACUUGCUCCUUCUUUCAUCCGGAAUGGAUCCAGAAAUUAUCGUUCAACAACAACAUCACGUCUGGAGAAACUAAUCCACUUUUAAACAACAACAACAACUACAUCAACAACAACAACAAUAAGAUGAUCAAUAUGUACUGCAUUGGUGUGGUGUGGGGCUGUUAUAAGUACCUGAAGUACAGGGAGCUAUUUUCCGGUUCGUCGGAUCGCAUCAGGAAUUACAAUGCCAACCCCAAUGCCAACUCUCUUGAUGAUACAGAGAUGCUCCUGCCGCCAAAGUACGAAGAUGUGAUCAGGAUGUCACUUGAACAGACUCCUCCCCCUGCUUAUCACGACGAAAACUGA